UCUACCUAUAUAAUCCUCCACUUGAUGCAACUUCUUCCUAUAAGGUACUUCCAACAAUCUAACAUUCCCAAGAGAGAGAGAGAUGGAGCUCAAUGAACAUGGUUUCUUAGAAGAGCACUUAGCUUUUAGAAGAGACGCUUGGGAAGCCAUUCCAGCAGAAAUGAAUGAGCUUUUCUCAAGUACUGGAUUGGGUUUUGACUACUAUUAUGAUCCAAAUCCUUCAACCAUUUUCCCAAACAACUCUUCUUGUAGCCAAGAAAUAAUCUCUCCUCAACUUGAACUAAGCGGCUUCAACAACUAUUCCUUCAAUGAAGUCUACUGCCCUUCAAGCAACGAGAUUUUAGUGCCUCAGUUUACUACGAACUCGUCUUACAACACUGCUACGGCUACUACUCAUUUCGAUACCCUGAGCUUUUAUCCCCAUAUUCAAGAAGAAUUGCUUUUGAAAACACUGGAAAAAGAGGAACUGGGUAUUCUUGAUGAUGAGAUUCAUAAUCUGGAGACUCAAGCUUCUUGUAAAAUGGAGCCAGUUCAGUCCCCUGAUCAUAUCCCAGUUUUCAACAUGGGUUUGCCUCUGGGAAGGAAAAACAGAGCUAAGAAGUUGCAGGGUCAACCGUCAAAGAAUCUCAUGGCUGAGAGAAGACGAAGGAAGAGAUUGAAUGAUCGGCUUUCAAUGUUAAGAUCAAUUGUCCCCAAGAUAAGCAAGAUGGACAGGACAUCGAUUCUUGGGGAUACUAUAGAUUACAUGAAAGAGCUUCUCGAAAGAAUCAGUAACUUGCAGCAAGAAAUAAAUGCGAGUUCAAGUCAGUUUAACGAGUUAGCCCUGUUCAAGGACGUGAAACCAAACGAAGUCUUAGUGAGAAACUCACCAAAGUUUGAUGUGGAAAGAAGGGAUGUAGAUACCCGGAUUGAGAUUUGCUGCGCUGGGAAACCAGGGCUGUUGUUUUCCACAGUGACCUCUUUAGAUGCUUUGGGACUUGAGAUUCAACAAUGUGUUAUUAGUUGUUUCAAUGAUUUUUCAAUGCAAGCAUCUUGCUCAGAGGAUUUGGAGAUGAGGGCACUAAACAAUUCUGAAGAUAUAAAGCAAGCACUAUUCAGAAAUGCAGGAUAUGGAGGGAGAUGUAUGUAAGAGUAUAAUAAGAUUGACAAAUAACAAUGAGAAAUAAGAACUACUUGUGGUGAUUACAUUUUUUUUUUCUUUUAGAGAUGGGUUUUUCAAAUCUCUCUAUUUUCAAUCAGCUGAGCGAUGAAUCAAGAAUCGCAGCUAUUUUCUUAUCAUUUAAAUAAAGUGAUUAAUUUUUUGUCAUCAAGAA
Messenger RNA from Humulus lupulus (European hop), 1313 nucleotides. Its product is annotated as transcription factor bHLH93-like. Gene Ontology annotation, biological process: regulation of DNA-templated transcription. Gene Ontology annotation, cellular component: nucleus. The coding region runs from base 83 to 1129 and encodes 348 amino acids. The record is from RefSeq and is a predicted model, not a curated record. Lineage: Eukaryota; Viridiplantae; Streptophyta; Magnoliopsida; Rosales; Cannabaceae. Gene Ontology annotation, molecular function: protein dimerization activity; DNA-binding transcription factor activity; sequence-specific DNA binding. The transcript has 4 exons.